Messenger RNA from Angiostrongylus costaricensis, 486 nucleotides. The record is from the annotation of a GenBank genome assembly. Lineage: Eukaryota; Metazoa; Nematoda; Chromadorea; Rhabditida; Metastrongylidae.
AUGUCGGAGCAGCCGCUUCCUAGUGGUUGGGAGAAGCGCAUGAGUCGUACAAACAAUCAGGAAUACUACUACAAUCAAGCAACGGGUCGAAGUCAAUGGGAGCGUCCCACUGAACCAGCAUUCGGAAAAGGUUCUGAUCUGACUCAAGUCAGAGCAGCUCAUCUGCUGGUAAAGCAUGCUGGCAGUCGUCGUCCGUCGAGUUGGCGGUCGGAUAAUAUUACGCGAAGUAAGGAGGAUGCACGGAACAUUCUCAAAGAUUACGUUCGACAAAUACGUAACUCCAGCGAUCCGCAGUCGACAUUUCGGAAGCUGGCACAGCAGUUCAGCGAUUGUAGCUCAGCGAAGAGAGGUGGAGAUCUCGGAAUGUUCGGUCGACGGCAGAUGCAGAAGCCAUUCGAGGAUGCGUCUUUUGCUCUGGACGUCGGUGAAAUGAGUGACAUCGUUGAAACAGAUUCUGGUCUUCACAUUAUUUGGCGGCUUGCCUAA